Messenger RNA from Penaeus chinensis, 5186 nucleotides. RefSeq names its product sine oculis-binding protein homolog. The transcript has 6 exons. Bases 628 to 3084 code for a protein of 818 amino acids. NCBI's taxonomy places the organism in Eukaryota, Metazoa, Arthropoda, Malacostraca, Decapoda, Penaeidae. Gene Ontology annotation, cellular component: nucleus. The record is from RefSeq and is a predicted model, not a curated record. Gene Ontology annotation, biological process: animal organ development.
GGUGUGGGGAGAGGACGUCCGGCACUCGGCAGCCUCUCUGUGGAAGCUGGCGGGAAAGUGAGACCGCAGUUGUUUCACGUUUGACAUGUAUCCGGUUCUGUUUUCUCGUAUCGGAUAUUGGUUCAUUUUUGGUUCCAUAGUCUUGUGAUUGGACAAAUACCCAUAUCUUGCAGAAGAAGAAAAAGAAGAAAAUAGAUUAACUGUUGUGAUACUUGGGAGAAAGUUUGGUUCGGAUCGCAGCGAGCAAGUGUACUUCAAAACGAGAAAAACAAUUAAAGGAAUUUGACUGUGUCUAAUAUGCCCUAUUAGGAUCUAGAGAUUACAUUUGGAACAUAAUAUUUCAAUAAAAAAAAAGCAAAGUUCAGACGAUAUUUCGUAACACUUACUACGCCAAUACGCAACGACAAAAAGAGAGACAAGCCGAAACAAAAACAACAACAACAAAAGCAGUAAAAAAAAGAAAAAAAAAGACACUGAUAAAGCAAGGAAUAUCAUGGCCAGAGAAGCCGCGGUUGUCACGAGUCGCCACAUGGGCCUCCGACCGCUGCGGACGGCGUGACUGAGUGACAAGCCGUAACGACCGCUCCGUGUGACGUGGAUGUCCCAGGCUGCCCCCGUGAAACUACCAUGAGCCGAGACGCUGACGGGAACAAGAAGAAAAACACGCUGCAGUCUGGGAAGCGGGGACAGUCCGACGAUCAAACCAUAAAGGAGUUCGCCGAGACCGCCAUGAACGAAUUACUGGGCUUGUACGGCUACGGGAAGGUGGACAGUCGCGACACCCUCGGCCUGUCGCUGCACCGCUUCGCCAGCCACAGUCCCCCUCACGCCGCCGCCGCCGGCAACAGCCCCCCUUUGAGAACCGCCAAUCACAGCCCUUCGCGCCAACCCAGACAGAGCCCGCCACUCUCGUCUGCCAAUCACAGCCCGCAGCCCCAUCCUUCAGAUCACGAGCAUGACGCCGAUUCGCUGGAUUCCGACGGCAUGCCCGUUCCCGCUCAGAUCGAGAGCAGCGCCCGGAGUCUGAGCCCCGGGAAGACGGAGGGAUCGGGGUCCUCGCGGGGAAGCACGCCCAAGUCAGACAGCGGCGGCGCGACGGGCGGCGGCGGGGGCGGCACGGGCGUGGUGCUGUGCUCGUGGUGCGGCCGCGUCUGCACGAGCGGCGGGCGGCGGGGCGGCAGCGCCUUUCAACUCCCGACGACGAGCGGCGACCGACACUUCUGCUCCGAGGUGUGCUUCACGCAGUGCCGGAGAGCCUCGUUCAAGAAGAGCAAAGUGUGCGACUGGUGCAGGCACGUGCGGCCCACCGUCACUUACGUGGACUUCACCGACGGGGAUCAUCAGUUGCAGUUCUGUAGCGACAAGUGCCUCAACCAGUACAAGAUGCAGAUCUUUUGCCGCGAGACCGAGGCUCACCUGCAGAUGCACCCGCACCUGAACGACCUGAAACCUGCCUCCAGCAGCGGCCUCAUCACCCCCGACCUCUGGCUGAGGGACUGCAGUCAGACCAGCGAAGCGGACUCCGGGCCAGAGGGCGACGUGCGGGUGAGUUCACCGAGCUCGCCGCCUGCGCCUGCCACGCCGCCGCCCGCAUCGCCGAGCCCCUCGGAACCCGUCAACCUCACAACGCAGUCCUCCUCCAGGAGCGAGCCCCGCGCCUCGCCGUCGCUCUCGCAGGCGUCGUCGGCCUCGGGUCGCGCCGGCCAGUCCAGGUCCUCGGAGGGCCGGAGCCCGGGGCCGCUGCCCGCGCCGCGCUACGGCCGCCCCAGGCUCAGGGACCGGCGCGACGGCGGGCGGGAGGUCGGGCGGCCGCGCACUGUGCGGGCGUCGCUGCAGAUGGCUCGCGCAGCGCACGGCGAGAAGAGUGACGAGGUGCGCAUGCCGGCCAUCCGUGUGCGGCAGCUGGAGGCGCAGCAGCAGCACGAGGCGGCGGCGGGCGAGAGGGAGCUCCCUAGCAGCAGCAGCGUAGGCGAGGGCGGCGGAGAUGUGUCCCCUCAUCCUCCGGCGCAACCUCCGGGCCUGCCCCUGGGCGGCCUGGGCGGCGGCCUAGGGAGCCUGCUACCCAUGGUGGGCGGCGCCCCACUCCUGCUCCCUCACAUGUUACCUCAUGAUCUCCCGCGGACGCCUCUCCUGCCUCACCUCCUGCUGCAGCAUCCAGAGCUGUUGCGCCCUCCCCCCCUGCGCCAUCCGCUGCUGCCCGUCCCGCCCGCGCCCGCCCCGCCCACGCCUGCACCGCCCACGGCCAUCCCUCCGCCGCAACCAGGGCCGCCCAAAGCCCCCGGCUCCCUCCUACCUCCCGUCACUGUGCUUCUGCCGUGCCCUAUACCCAUCCCCAUCCCCAUCCCCAUCCCGGUGCCAAUCCCGAUACCCAUCAACACUCGGGGCGAGGCCUCCGAGGGCCGGCCGAGCCCCCAGAAGGAGGCAGCAGGACGCCAGCGUCCGGCGCAGCGCAAGGACGCAAGUCGGUCGGGCUCGGUUAUUGCGGGGCCCGUCGGUGCUUCUACCAGCUCGGGGUCGGCGCCCCCCGCCUGCGGUGCCCCUGCGCCGCCGCCUCCACCCACCACGUCAUCCUCCUCCAGCGAGGGCGAGAGACCGCCGUACCUCCGGCCGGACCGUGAGCGCCGCAGCAUCCUCCGGUACACGUCCGACGUUUACGAGAUCAACGGCGUGUUCCUCCAGCGGGACUCGGCGUGGGAGGCCCCGGAGCCGCUGCAGCUGCGGCGGGCGCUGGUGGGCGACCCGAGCCAUGACUCCUUCAACCACCAGCACGACUUUGACUCCCGUGAAGUAUCCAGGACGCCGUCACCGGGCCCCGCGGAGGACAACAAGGACGCCCUGGCCUCCCUCACGAGGAAGAGGGAGGAGGAGACGAGCACCGUCAAGAGACUGCUCGGCGAGGACGAGGAGGAGGUCAAGGAGAGGGUCUCGGGAGAGGCGUCAGACCCGGAAGGACCCGCGACGUCCACCGCCGCCGCCGCCGCCACCACAACCUCCAGCCCCGCCGCGUCCACUAGCCGGAAGCGACACCCUGCCAACGACCACCACCAGCAGCCGCUGCCGAAGAAGAAGCACUUGCUGGUGUGACCAAGGCUUGGCAGCGCGGCCGAGGCCCACCGGUCUCAAGGAGGCCUGGCUUUCCCUCACCGGCUCGGGUGAUUCCUCGCGACGGCGUCUCUCGGCUGGCGUCUCGGCAGGACCUCGGACGAACACUCUGGGGCGACGCCCGAACGCGGCGGCUUCUUCAAUUGGUGUCCAGGAUCACUCUCAGAAUGGGUUUUGGUCAUACGAUGGGUUUCCCAGAUGCCAAGACCACCGUGAAGUGAAUGGCUAAUGAAGGGUUUGGCCUGCGAUCUUUAAUCGACUGAAGAUGGAUGCAGGAUAAAGCAGUUGUUGGGGAGGAUUCGGCUUGGCUGGGGUUGGCAUGUCCUCCACCCGCUGGAGCCGAGUUCUACGCCUCCCUGCUUCUGCGAUGUUGAAAGAUCACUUCAAUAUUUUUUUGCAGAUUUCUGAGGAGUUUUGACACUAAAGAAGACAUAAGAGCAGCGUUUUUGAUACAGUUAUUGGAAAUAUUCAACAAAGAUUUUUCGUACUAUCAAAGGCCCUUUUGGCAGUCAAUAUCUUCUUUGCUUUCUUAUUCUUAUGAUCUUGCAGUAAAUGCAUGGUUCUUACACGUUUACGAUAAAAAAUAAUUUUGUUCAUCAUUUGCACUUUGCUGUUGUAAUUCUGUAUGCAAACACCCGGAACAAAUGGCAGAAAAAGUCGGACGAAAGAACUAGACACAGAACUGUCACAGCACUAAAGGAUAAUGUUAGCAACUUGACAUCUCUUUGGCAGCUUUUCUCUUUUGUCUUCAGCCACCACUAGCGAGACGCCUGGCACUCCCUGGCACUCCUAUGCACAAUGGUGUCACAAUCGGUGUGUUUUUGAUCAGUACGAAAAGCUUUUAUGUAUCAUAAUUGUACAAUGACUUUCUAGAGGUGACUGUAUAUACAGCGAUAUUAUAUUCAUAAACCAAGUGUUAUAAAUGUUUGAUGUUGAUAUUAUAUAUAUACAUGUAUAUGUGCCACAUAAUUAUCUUUUUCACAUACUUUUGUAGUGAGGCUGUUAUUUUUUUUUCUUCUUCAUUUUUUUUUUUUUUAAUCUCUCUUUCUUUCUUUCUCUCGCUCGUUCCCAAGAGAUCUAGUCACUGGGGCUGGUAUACAGUAAGUGUAUUUACCAAGGUAGAGUGGUUAUGUUUAGCUUCUUCCACAGCUGUUGCCACACUGAGAGGGGUCACAGUUAUACCGUAGAUUUACAAAGGGGGGGACGAAGUAACGUUCUUUAUUACGAAACAUGAGGAUAACGAAGACACAUGAGGCGAUCACGUGAAAUAAACGAUUUUAAAAGAUAGAUUUGGUAUUUUAUCCUUGUCUGUUAUUUUCAGGUUUGGUCAUGGUGGGGAUGUCUGUGAGUGACUGGAUGCGCGUGUGUGUGAAUGAAUAAAUAUGCGAAUAUAAUAAUGAAAAAAAAUCACAAUCUAGUUACUGGUCAAAGUCAUGUCUGAGGUUCGUCUCUGCUAGUCAAGUGCUGCUUUCCUCGCGAUCUGUCGAGGUUAGGUGAUAUUUUUUAAAUCUUUACAACCAAUGGAAAGACUGUAAGUGUCCAUGACAAUACUUUAUAAACUGCACACACUUAAGUGUGUGUGUAUACAUGCAUAAAUGCAUAUAUAUACAUAUAUAUACAUAUGUGUGUGUGUGUGUGUGUGUGUGUGUGUGUGUGUGUGUGUGUGUGUGUGUAUUUGUGUGUGUGUGUGAAUACAUGCACAUUAAAAUAGAGAAUGAACGUGUCUGCUACAUGUUGUAAAGAUGAAAAAGGAUUUUGGUGAAUAUUACGGAAACUCCGAACUACAUUUACCAUUUUCAUUCAGUGUAACAAAAGAUACCAUCAAUAAUCAUGGGUCAUCCAAGUAUUUCAGAGACCAUCCUCUCCCGACUCUAAAAAAGACAAGUACUUCACCUAAAUCAAAACGGUAACCCCUUUACUUUCUUUCUUUUUUUUUUCCUUCUUCUAUCUCCAUUUUUUCGCUAGUCUACCACUCUGCCCUCGCCUAAUAUGUAGACCAUGAUAUGUGCUUUAGGUUUGUCAUGUCCAUUCCAGUCCCUCGUUGUCCAGGUAGCAGCAGCAUCUGUAAUAAAAUGAUCACUUAA